AACUGCUUUCCACCAUGUCAGGGGCCCCGAAAUAGAACUAUGCUUUGGAGGCGAUGGAAGUGAUCCCGUAGCGGAGAAUGACUGGUCCUUGUUACCGUUUAUGGCCUUAUCUGAUGGAGCGCACAUGUACGAUCCGAACCAGCCCGCCCCUCCUCGUGAUCGAUGGAAGUUGACACAGACUGUACCUUCUCUAGGUCUACCGAGGAAUUCUCCUACUUCACUGUGCGGCGAAAGGAGACUGCCACCGAACCCGCAACGUCACUUUUCGGUAUUUCUUGUUCCAGACAAAUCGACGCCAACCUUCUUGUAUACCGGCCUCCGGAUGUCACAAGAUCUACGGUACAAAAGGCAGUGGUUGUGGUAACGGACAGCCCUCGAAGCCUGGGACAGCUGAGAGAAAAAUUGUCGGUUGUGACAUCGGCUUGGUUUGCGCAGCGGGACUUUUCGGACGUCGAUAUUUUAAAGAAAUUUAGAGAAGGCCUAGUUAUCAGUCUGAAGAAGGAUGAGGGGUCGAAAGAUCAGAAUCUAGGGCUUUCCCUACGGGAGAUGAUCCAUGAAUUCAAAUAUCAAACGCUAGUCCUGUUCAAAGCUUUACUUUUACAGCCUAAGAUGCUUUUCUUCGGCUCCAGAUGCGAGCGCCUAUGCAUGAUCCAGUUCUCCCUGGUCUCUCUGAUCCCGGGACUUAUGAAUAAACUACAGGACUGUGCCGACCCAGCAUUCGACAGCUAUGCACAGACUGUGGAGCAACCGACUUCUUUAAAAACAAGUGAUAGGAAUUCUUUGUUGGCUUAUAUGGGCUUACCCCUGCAGAUUUUCGGCAAGGGAAGCAUGUUUGGGCCUUACACCCCUUUGCAGCAGCUGGAUCUGCUGGCAGAUUAUGGAACAAAGUCGUAUGUUGUCGGCUCGACAAAUUCGUUGCUCUUGCAACAAAAGGAUCGCUAUAGCGACAUUCUUGUUAAUCUUGACGAAGACACCAUUAAUAUCUCAUCCCCUACCCUCCGGGGUGCUCUGGCUCUUUCUGUCGCAGAUAGGCGCUGGAUCGACCUUCUCACCCAAAUCAUCAACGAUACAUGGGAUGAGGCGCAUCCGCAGCAGCCUAAGACCCAUGGAUACAUGGGAUCGGAAGAAUUCAUCCGACUCCAGUUCGAAGAAUACCUCCUGGCUCUGCUUGCUUGCAUGCAAUAUCACGAAGAGCUCAACUCCUUCAACGCUGACGAAUUAGGCCGGAGGAGCCGUGCGCAUCUGGAAGCGUUUAACAUUGAAGGGGAUCCCGCAUUGGAUUUCAAUACGGAAUUCCUGGCGCAAUGGAGGAAUACGCCUAAUUAUUCCCUCUUCAAACGCCUGACCUCUGAUGCACUUCUUUUCUCGAUCGUCGAGCCUCGCCAUCCAUGCGCAGGAGGGCUCACUAUCGACGAUGUCCAACGACGGCUGUCUCAACAAGUCGCGGAACUUCACUUGGAUGAAAGGGUUCGCGAAAGUCGCGAGGCCCUGAAUCGGCAUAUUUCCACCGGACAAAAGAAAGUGAGUGCAGCUUUCAACAGCUUCUGGGCCGAUAUCGAGUCAAUGCGGGAGGCUCAGCGUAAGAAGAACGAAGAGAAAACCUCCCACUCGCAGCGAUCAUCAUUGGAUAAAGGAUCUCGAAAUUCACCACCGUUUUCACCUUCGGAUACAGCAUCUAUAAACUCAGUCGGAAGCUCUUCUUGGUUCUCUGGGCGCAAAGCGCCUGCUGUGGAUAUUACUCAGGCACAGGCGUCCGUGAGCGCGGCGAGCCAGAAAGCAGGUGCAUAUUUUAGCUCAUGGGGUUCUUGGGCAAGUGAAAAGCGAAAGGAAUGGCAAGAGAAGAGGACCACACCGGCAUCGCCGCCUUCCGUCGCUUCGCCAUCCGCCCCGGUCUUGGCGGAGACCGGCGAGACGGACAGAGGAAGACGGCGCUCCAUGCAGUCUCGUCGUAGUGAAGACUCCACGACCGUCUCCCGCAGUGGAAGCAGGAGAAAGCGGUGGAGCAACAUACUCUUGCGGCGAGAAAGCGGCGAAUUUAGCUCUGCCUACCGAAAAGACGACGAAAACAGCAACAAUGGUGAACAAGAUAAUUUGUACUCGAGAUCGCCCCUGUCACGCACGUCCUCGGUUCGUGAUGACGAUGAUGCCUCAGUAUCAACUCAACAAGCUAGCGAGCCAAUCAAUCAUUCCGAAGCCGAAGCCAACAAGCCAGCAACUACACCAGCAGAGAGUUCUAAGCUCUCAGCUCCUGGAGGACCCGAGAUUUCCCACACAAAUACAGAGGAAGAUCAAGCCCAGAAUAACCCCUUACAAUUAUCUCCUGAUAUCAAGCAAGUGCUCCCAGAACCGAUCGAGCCGCAUACGGAGAAAUAAACCAAAUCCAUAUUACUCCCAUGACAUUUCAAUCACCGAGAUCGGUUCGUCUAUCGUCUUCUUAGGCGCGUGAUUAUAUAGGAACAGAUCUUUUUCAACCUUGACAGCAACCAUGCCUACCUAUAUGAUGCCAUCUA
Messenger RNA from Aspergillus sclerotioniger CBS 115572, 2510 nucleotides. Its product is annotated as putative Avl9 protein. The coding region runs from base 163 to 2373 and encodes 736 amino acids. The record is from RefSeq and is a predicted model, not a curated record. NCBI's taxonomy places the organism in Eukaryota, Fungi, Ascomycota, Eurotiomycetes, Eurotiales, Aspergillaceae. The transcript has 9 exons. Gene Ontology annotation, cellular component: cytoplasm.